ACUAAGUCUAUCAUCAAACUCUCUUGUUUAAGAGAGCACAUGUUCAGUUUUCAACAACAUGUUUUGUUUGGGAUAUUCAGGUUCUUUUUGUGCAUACCUAUCUAAGAAAGAUCCAGCUUAUGACAAAGGAGAAAAGGAAAGCAUAUUUGAUCUGCUUAAAGAAGAGUACGGAUAAUGGAGAUAGGCUCGUCGUCCACGGUGGCUGGAGGAGGACAGCUUUCGGUUCCUCCAGGUUUUCGGUUUCAUCCAACGGAGGAGGAGCUUCUAUAUUAUUACCUCAAGAAGAAGGUUUCUUAUGAACCAAUUGAUUUAGAUGUUAUUAGAGAAGUUGAUCUCAACAAGCUUGAGCCUUGGGAACUUAAAGAGAAAUGUAGAAUCGGGUCGGGUCCUCAGAACGAGUGGUACUUCUUUAGCCACAAAGAUAAGAAAUAUCCAACCGGAACCCGAACGAACCGGGCCACUGCAGCCGGGUUCUGGAAGGCUACUGGUAGAGACAAAUCUAUACACCUUAACAACUCCAAGAAGAUUGGACUCCGUAAGACUCUAGUCUUCUACACUGGUCGUGCUCCUCAUGGCAAUAAAACAGAAUGGAUCAUGCAUGAAUACCGCUUAGACGAUAAUGAAAACGAGAUCCAGGAAGAUGGGUGGGUUGUAUGCAGAGUGUUCAAGAAGAAGAACCACUUCAGAGGGUUUCACCAAGAACAAGAUCAAGAUCAUUUCCAAUACAUAAGCACCAACAAUGAUCAUGAUAACCAUCAGCAUCAGCAUCACACUGAAUCCAAUUCAAACAAUCACUCUUCUCUGAUCCCACAUUCUCUGGAUCAUUAUCAUCACAUGGGAGGAAGGGUUCACAUGCCACUACAUGAGUUUGCAAACACUUUAAGCCACGGUUCAAUGCAUCUCCCUCAGCUCUUUAGCCCUGACUCGGCCCAACCGUUUGUGUCGUCAACAGACCUUGAAUGCUCACAGAAUCUAUUGAGGCUGACUUCUAACAAUAACUAUGGUGGAGACUGGACGUUUCUGGACAAGCUUCUCACUACGACCAACAUGAAUCAGCACGUGCAGAACCAUCAAGCAAAAUGUUUUGGUGACUCGAGUAACAACGGUAAUAACGACCAUGCUGUUACUUCUUCAUCUUCAAAUAAUCAAAGGUUCCCGUUUCACUAUCUGGGAAACGAUGCUACUCUUCUCAAGUUCCCAAAGUAGUCCAAUCAAAUUUGAUUUUUGA
Molecule: messenger RNA, 1228 nt
Organism: Eruca vesicaria subsp. sativa (arugula)
Lineage: Eukaryota; Viridiplantae; Streptophyta; Magnoliopsida; Brassicales; Brassicaceae
Source: the annotation of a GenBank genome assembly